Pipistrellus nathusii (Nathusius's pipistrelle) is the source of this 501-nucleotide messenger RNA. NCBI's taxonomy places the organism in Eukaryota, Metazoa, Chordata, Mammalia, Chiroptera, Vespertilionidae. The record is from the annotation of a GenBank genome assembly.
AUGGCCUCUGGUGUGGCUGUCUCUGAUGGAGUCAUCAAAGUGUUCAACGACAUGAAGGUACGUAAGUCCUCCACACCAGAGGAGGUGAAGAAGCGCAAGAAGGCGGUGCUCUUCUGCCUGAGCGAAGACAAGAAGAACAUCAUCCUGGAAGAGGGCAAGGAGAUCCUGGUCGGUGAUGUGGGCCAGACAGUGGAUGACCCCUACGCCACCUUCGUCAAGAUGCUGCCGGACAAAGACUGCCGCUACGCUCUGUAUGAUGCGACCUAUGAGACCAAGGAGAGCAAGAAGGAGGACCUGGUGUUUAUCUUCUGGGCCCCUGAGUCUGCCCCUCUUAAGAGCAAAAUGAUCUACGCUAGCUCCAAGGACGCCAUCAAGAAGAAGCUUACAGGGAUCAAGCAUGAACUACAAGCAAACUGCUACGAGGAGGUGAAGGACCGCUGCACUCUGGCGGAGAAGCUGGGGGGCAGUGCUGUCAUCUCCCUGGAGGGCAAGCCUUUGUGA